Molecule: messenger RNA, 933 nt
Organism: Ailuropoda melanoleuca (giant panda)
Lineage: Eukaryota; Metazoa; Chordata; Mammalia; Carnivora; Ursidae
Product: olfactory receptor 149
Biological process (GO): G protein-coupled receptor signaling pathway
Cellular component (GO): membrane
Molecular function (GO): olfactory receptor activity; G protein-coupled receptor activity
Source: RefSeq, a predicted model, not a curated record
AUGAGGAAUCUCUCCGCAGUGACUGAAUUUGUCCUGCUGGGCAUCCCACACACCGAGGGUCUGGAGACCGUGCUCUUCGUCCUGUUUUUGGGCUUUUACACCUUCACUCUUAUGGGGAACCUGCUCAUCCUCCUGGCGAUUGUCUCCUCCCCUCGGCUCCACACCCCCAUGUACUUCUUCCUGUGUCAACUGUCUGUGUGUGACAUAUUCUUCCCUUCUGUGAGUUCCCCCAAGAUGCUCUUCCACCUCUCGGGGAGCAGCCGGGUCAUCUCCUAUGCAGGCUGCGUGUCGCAGCUCUUCUUUUACCACUUCCUGGGCUGUACGGAGUGCUUCCUGUACACCGUGAUGGCCUAUGACCGCUUCGUCGCCAUCUGUGACCCUCUGCGCUACACCGUGAUCAUGAGCCACAGAGCGUGUGCCAUCCUGGCCGUGGGGACCUCCUUUUUUGGCUGCAUCCAGGCCACCUUUCUGACCGCUCUCACCUUCCAGUUGCCCUACUGUGGCCCCAACGAGGUGGACUAUUUCUUCUGUGAUAUCCCGGUGAUGCUGAAGCUGGCCUGUGCUGAUACCUCAGCCCUGGAGACGGUGGGGUUCGUCAGUGUGGGCCUCAUGCCCCUCAGCUGCUUCCUUCUCAUCCUCACCUCCUACAGUCGCAUGUGCUCCAUCCUGCAGAUCCGCUCCGCGGAGGGCCGGCGCCGUGCCUUCUCCACCUGCAGUGCCCACCUCACUGCCAUCUUGCUUUUCUACAUGCCAGUGGUCCUCAUCUACCUAAGGCCAACCCCCAGCCCCUGGCUGGAUGCAACUGUCCAGAUCCUGAAUAACCUGGUCACCCCCAUGCUGAACCCCUUGAUCUACAGCCUCAGGAAUAAGGAAGUAAAAUCAUCUCUGAGGAAGGUGCUACAGCACUUGGGCUUCCUUCCUGAGCAGUUGUAG